UCCAUGGACGUCCGAUUUAUGACAUCUUGAUCUCUCCAGCUUCAGGCCUCAUUCUUCGAUUAAAGAAUCCCCCUGUGGCUCACAAACGUGUCAAAUAGGAUCAGAAAUAACUAGUGUUCUUUCAGAAAAACAUAAAUGACAAAGAUGACGGCGGUUCUCCCUCAAAGAGAGCAAAGUACUUACACUUUUGCCAGUCAGCCUCGAGCUGUGCAGCAGAGGAAAAAGUACAGGGAUAUUCAGGAAGGCCCAGAAGAUGUCGAUGGCAACCAAUCAUCGUACGGUAACAUCAUGUACGACAGAAGGAUUGUUCGUGGAAACACUUAUGCUCAACACACAUUACCAGUAUCUGCACAACCCGACCCAAUUGAAAUUCAAAGACAGCAGGAGGGCCGUCGUAGGGCUAUUGCCAGGAAGCGUGCAAAGGAGCAGCUCCGACCUAAGUCACCGGAGGCAGUGGAAGGGAGAAAACACAUAGAUGUCCAGACUGAAUUAUAUUUGGAGGAAUUGAGUGACCGCGUGGAAGAGGCCGAUGUAGAAUGUCAAACAGAUGCCUUCCUCGACCGGCCACCGUCACCACUUUUUGUUCCAGCAAAAUCUGGUGUGGACUGUGCUACUCAAAUUUUAGAAGGAGAUCUCUUUGACUUCGAUAUUGAAGCUAAACCAAUCUUAGAGGUUCUUGUUGGAAAGACCGUCGAACAAUCAUUGCUGGAGGUGAUGGAGGAGGAAGAACUCGCGAAUCUGCGAGCUCAGCAGCGAGCAUUUGAGGAGCUGCGUAACGCAGAGUUGGUUGAACAGCAGAGACUGGAAGAGCAGGAGAGACGUCAUCGGGAAGAGAAGGAAAGGCGUAUGAAACAACAGAGGGAUAUUCUCAAGAAGGAGAACGAGACAGCUGACAAGAUUGCUGCCCGAGCUUUCGCUCAGAGUUACCUCGCAGAUCUGGUACCCUCUGUGUUUGGGACGUUAUCAGACAAUGGUUACUUCUAUGAUCCUGUUGAGCGAGAUGUUGAGCAAGGCUUCAUGCCUUGGUUGAUGGAACGUGUGGACGAACAGCUCAACAAGGCUGUACACGGACGUUUGGUACUUGAUGGAAUUCUGCGAGAUAUCGUCAGGAGUCGUACUGAUCUUUUCGAGCAGUUGGAACAGAAGGAACAGCAAAAUAAACUAGCUCAGGAGGCUGCCAAACAGUUGGUUGAGGACAAGAUGGCAAGCGGUAUUCCAACCAUUUCACUGGAACCUGAACCUGUAGCCGUAGAAUCACAGGCGGAGACUGAAGAGGCGCAAAAAGAGCCAGUUGAAGAGGAAGAACCAGUAGGGCAGACACAAGAAGCAGAAGAGGAGGAGGAAGAGGCAUAAGAUACUGAAAAUCAACAAACUUUAGAACUCCUGAGGGAAUGAAACAUUCCUAACAUUUUUCCGAAACAGUUGUUACCGUCUCGUAAAUAAAAUGAUAUCAUGGUGGUUGCAAGAAGAGACACAAAAAUGACUCUGAACUUCACAUAUUUGUUUUUUUUGUCCCAUUAUUGACUUCAAUCCAAUAGGUCAUUAUCAGGCCUUCAUUAUCAUGAAGUGGUAUCAAUGAUUAGACAAUACUAUGUUACACAUUUACAUUCGUUGUUAAAAAUGUACUGUUGAUGAUAAUGAUAUAUAUCGGAUUCAAAUUUUUCAAAAAAACCCAGAAUGUCUGUGAGCACUUUGUACUUUCUGAUGCGGAUUUACUUUAUAAACUCGUCUAUUUUAUCAUCCAGGUUGUGUAUCAUUGAAUCCAUAUUUCAUGCCACAUUUAUAGACGUGCUGAAAUUCCUUGUGUGGGGCAUUAUAGAGUCUAAAGGUACUCCUUUUUUGUCCGUCUGCCUCAUCUACCACUAAAGUUGUUGCGCGUCAUCUGCGGUCUUUUAUCAAAUGCUAUUUACUGGGCCACGAAGUAAACCUGUUGUUUUGUCUCGUGGGGUUACUCGAGUCGGUCCAGUGGUGUAUCCAAGGUGGGGGGGGGGGGGGGGACCCGGCCCCCGUCCCUAUUUUCUGCAGACUUGAAAAAAUAUUGUUUUUUAGUGAGAUGUUCAUGCUGUGUCCUGAGCUCAGCGCCCCCUCCCCCUUCUCAUAGUCCUGGAUCAGCCCUUGCAGUCCAUCUAUUAACAGAGGCCUAAUAACUUCAUUAUCAGAUUCUGAUAUCGCAUCAAAAUUCCCAAGAGUCACAGCUUACAUGUAUUUCUCUUUCUUUCUGUGUAUUCUAUUUCUACCACUGAAGUGAUGGGAAAAUAAUAUGUUAUUUCUUCUGUGGGUGUACUAUGAUUAUACAUGUAGUUUGGGGUCAGCUGGUUAUUGGGGAGUCCACUUUUUUUGUUUAGUUUUUUUCUGCAGUGCUUCUGCCAUUAUGCGUUACUGGGAAGCUGCAAAUCAUAUCAGGUGUGUAACUUAUACAAAAGUCCGACAUUAAUCCCACAGAAUGUUUUGCUCCCUGAUGUGUUUGAUUAUAACAGUUUCCUUGAUGGGUCUGCAAUUUUUCUGCACACUUAACUGUGAUUGUGAUAGGGAAAUAUUGUGCAUAAAUGUGAUGUUUGUAAAAUAUAGUCAAAACUUUUCUAAAAACUGUAUAUACUAUAGCGACCAGGUCACGAAGUUCUAAGUGUACAUGUAAAGUCACGUUGGGUUUUGCGGUAUCUGCAUGUACAUGUAUCUUAGCCUUGCAAAUUGGUGUAAAUCCCAGCAAAUUCAUGAGUCUUUAUAUUAAAGGGGUACACCGUUCGUUAGUACUAGCGGUUCAGUUAAAUAGAAAUCCACCAAUACACAAUGCCAUAGUGCAGUUAUUAUGAAUACGAAUUUGUAGAAACUUUGUAUUUAUAGUAUUUGGCUAUCUGUCUACAGAAAAGCAGUGCUGAAAUUUAAUUUUAGUGUGUAUUUACGCAAUUGAUAAUUUUCAAAUUCAAUAACAGGUUAAAAAUUUUUAACGAACGGCGUAGGCCUUUAAAGGGACAACUUGGGCGUGGUCGUUAUGUGGUAUGAGAAAAAUACCACUGAUCGACACCACAUGUGCUCUCACACUAUAAAGCUGAUCACUAAUAAAUGAUUUUUGUUAGUGUUUGUGACGUAGUCUUUAAUUUCAGGUAUGACUACGAAUUGCAAUCAAUUCUAAUGCACUGUUUAUUGCUGUUGAAUGAUUUUUCCGUGAUCCUGUAUUGAGAAGUCACUACUUUAGUGUGAAAAAGCAACACAUCUUUUGCCCUACCUGUCCCUUUGAUAAGAGGGCAUAAAGUUUGGCAGGUGAGGCCAAAACAUGAAUAAUCUUGCCAUCAUUGGUGAUUUCGAUUGACAGCACCUGUGAUCUCAUAUCAUACCUACUGAGACGUCUGGUCAAAAUAAGAUUUGUGUAGUUUUACACAGUUUAUUUAUUUUUUUUGUCCGUCCAUUCACUAGAAUUUGAAGUCCCUCCAUAUUGUGUAUAAUGUAAUAAACAGUUGUGCCAGACAUACAUGUAGUUGUUGAUUAUAUUCUUGUACAGUCAAUACUAUACCCUGAAUAAAUGGAUUUAGUAAAAAUGAA
Molecule: messenger RNA, 3537 nt
Organism: Lineus longissimus
Lineage: Eukaryota; Metazoa; Nemertea; Pilidiophora; Heteronemertea; Lineidae
Product: radial spoke head protein 3 homolog
Exons: 7
Coding region: 136-1353 (405 amino acids)
Cellular component (GO): cilium
Source: RefSeq, a predicted model, not a curated record